Messenger RNA from Moneuplotes crassus, 1334 nucleotides. NCBI's taxonomy places the organism in Eukaryota, Ciliophora, Spirotrichea, Euplotida, Euplotidae. The record is from the annotation of a GenBank genome assembly.
AUGUCGCUUGGAUGCUCAUGCAUUUACUUCCUCGACUACAGAGGAAAGGUACUAUUGUUCAGAGAUUACAGGGGAGAUAUCUCCUCCUCAGAGAUAAACAAGUUCCAGAGAAGACUCCUAGAACUGGAGGAUAGUCUGUCCAAACCUGUUUUCAAACUUAAGGAUAUUACCCACUGCUGGGUUGGAAAGAACAACCUGUACAUUGUGGCCCUCUGCAAGGGCCAGCCCAAUGUCAUGAUGGUGUUCUACUUCUUGCACAAGCUAAUCAAGGUGUUUGAAGACUACUUCACGGAGUUUAACGAAGAAUCUUUGAAAGAUAAUUUUGUCAUAACUUAUGAACUACUUGAUGAGAUGAUGGACCAUGGAUAUCCACAGCUGACUGAGACUACCGUACUCAAGGAGUUCAUUAAAUCUGAAGCAUUUAGGACUGCUGGCAAGGAAGAGAAGCUCACAGAUAUUAUGGUCUCCAGUGCCGUCUCGAAUAUUGUGUCAUGGAGACCUGAAGGUAUCAAGCAUAAGAAGAACGAAAUCUUCCUUGAUGCAGUAGAAGAACUUAAUAUGCUAUGCUCUUCUACCGGGAAUGUACUCAGCUCUGAGAUUCUUGGAUCAGUUCAAUGCAAUUCCAUGUUAAGCGGAAUGCCUGAUUUAAAACUAGGCUUAAAUGAUAAACAAGCUUUCGAGAUCAAGGGAAAGACUAGUAGAGGGAAACUAAUCGAACUUGAGGAUAUUAAAUUCCAUCAAUGUGUGAGACUUGCCCAGUUUGACAGAGAUAGAACAAUUUCUUUCAUCCCUCCUGAUGGAAAAUUCGAACUUAUGACUUAUAGACUAAACACUAGAGUAAAGCCUCUGAUUUGGGUAGAGUGCACUAUUGAAUCCCACACCAAGUCAAAAAUAGAAUAUAUGGUCAAGGCUAAAGCUCAGUUCAAAUCCAGAUCGAUUGCAAACAACGUAGAGAUCUACGUUCCAGUUCCUUGUGACGUAGACUCUCCAAAUUUCAAGACAAACACUGGUACUGUCGAAUAUUUACCAGAAGAGGACUGCAUGCAUUGGUCUAUUAAACAAUUUGCAGGAAGGAAAGAAUACUUAAUGAGAGCUAGCUUUGGGUUCCCUUCUGUCGAACAGACUGACAGAGAAAAAUUCAAGAAUGCUAUUAGGGUAAAAUAUGAGAUCCCUUAUUUCACUGUCUCAGGAAUUCAGGUCAGAUACCUUAAAAUUGUGGAUAAGAGCGGAUACAAAGGGCUUCCAUGGGUCAGAUAUAUUACUAAGAAUGGACAAUAUCAAAUCCGUAUGAGCUAAAGUAAUUAUUCUGAGUUCAACAUGAUAAUAGACCGCUG